Messenger RNA from Nicotiana tabacum (common tobacco), 1546 nucleotides. Its product is annotated as E3 ubiquitin-protein ligase PUB23. Gene Ontology annotation, biological process: protein ubiquitination. Gene Ontology annotation, molecular function: ubiquitin protein ligase activity. Lineage: Eukaryota; Viridiplantae; Streptophyta; Magnoliopsida; Solanales; Solanaceae. The record is from RefSeq and is a predicted model, not a curated record.
ACCCUCUCAUUCUUCAAAUUAACCAAUUCACUACUCAUCUCUUCUCAACAACUUCACUUUCUUCAUCAAAAGAAUCCUCUUGAUUUUGCUCAUAUAUAGCUCAUUAUUAAAUCUAUAAAAAGCUUCUGGUUUAUUCCUAUCUUCAAAAGAUCUCAAGUUUCUCCCUUGAAUAUUCUUAAAAUCUUGGAAUGGAUGAAAUUCAAGUACCUCCUUAUUUUAUCUGUCCAAUUUCUCUAGAGAUGAUGAGAGACCCCAUCACAGUCUCAACAGGAAUAACAUAUGAUCGAGAAAACAUUGAGAAAUGGAUAUUUUCUGCCAAGAAUAACACUUGUCCGGUUACAAAACAGUCCCUCACAGGAACAGAUUUGACUCCAAAUGUCACUCUCCGACGAUUAAUCCAAUCAUGGUGUACUCUCAACGCUUCCCAUGGCAUCGAAAGGUUUCCUACGCCGAAGCCUCCAAUCAGUAAGCCCCAGAUCAUGAAACUCCUCAAAGAAGCAAAAUCGCCUGAAAUGCAAAUGAAAUGUCUCAAGAGCUUAAGAUCCAUUGCUUCCGAGAACGAUGCUAACAAACGCUGCAUGGAAUCCGCAGGGGCAGCUGAGUUCUUAGCUUCUAUUAUUAUAAGUAAUCGGAAUAACGAGGGUUUUGGAUCGUUGAAGGGUACUAAAGAUGAAGCGCUAAGCAUCCUUUACCAUCUUAAAUUAUCUGAACAUGGAUUGAGAACACUUAUUAUGGGUGGAAAUGGAGAAUUCAUCGAGUCGUUGACACGAAUCAUGCAGCAUGGAAGCUAUGAGUCUAGGGCAUACGCAGUGUUGCUACUGAAAAAAGGAUUUAAUUCAUUUGAAAUUUUAAGUUUAAAGCAAGAGUUCUUCACCCAAGUGGUUCAAGUUUUGAGUGAUGAGAUCUCCCAGAAGGCGUCCAAAGCAUCAUUGCAGAUUCUAGUGAAUGUGUGUCAAUGGGGGAGGAACAGAGUGAAAGCAGCGGAGGCAGACGCAGUUAGAGUUUUGGUUAAUCUUCUCCUCGAUUCGAUGGACAAAAGCGCUUGUGAAUUGAUGCUAAUGUUGUUGGAUCAGCUUUGUCAAAGUGCAGAAGGAAGAGCUGAGCUUUUGAAGCAUGCUGCAGGAUUAGCCAUUGUUUCCAAGAAAAUCCUUAGGGUUUCUAAAUUGGCAAGUGAAAGGGCUAUCAAGAUUUUGCAUUCAAUCUCCAAAUUUUCGGCUACACCAAGUGUUCUUCAAGAGAUGUUGAAUUUAGGCGUCGUGGCAAAGCUUUGUUUGGUGCUUCAAGUUGAUUGUGGAAGUAAGACAAAAGAUAGAGCGAGAGAAAUUCUCAAAUUGCAUGCUAAGGCAUGGAGGAGUUCUCCUUGUGUACCCCUCAAUUUAUUAUCAACAUAUCCAUUUUAGAACUUAGGAGCAAAAAAUUAACGCUUAGGGAGAAAUUGUAUUAGAAAAAUUAGUAGUGGACUAAUUUUUGCGUACAUAAAUUAUUCUUUUCAGAAAAUAGAAAAAAAUGGACAAAAUAGUCCAUGAAAUUCAAUUGUUCACAUCCA